AUCUUCUGAACACUUACAUAGACACACAUCUAAUCAAUGUUAGCUAGAAAUCAUGUUAGCCUGCUAGCCGACUUUGGUAAACAACAUUGCUAGCAUGCUAACAGUAAAGUACCAUAACGUAGCUAGCCAGAUUGGCCAGAUAAUGCUUACAAAUUGAGAGAGAAACAUACUUUUUUUUCUAUGUAUUAUUCUGACAUAUAAAUGUUUAUCUCGACUGUUAUAUUAUGAUCUAAAAUCAGUUAAAUCAGUUAAAUGUCAAACCAGCCAGUGAGCUACCUGCUAACGUGUAGCUAGCUAAAUUGAGUAAUGGUCCAGUCCCAGUUUAACUAAACGAAGACAAUUGUCUCCGUGUGAUUACAGCACUUUUUCUUACAGUGUAAGUGUGGUGUGAGGAGACCGAAGGUGAAGGCGGUAUGAGCAUGAUGAUGAAAGACGACGGGAUUGUAACCACGAUGGGCAAAUCUAAAACAAAGAGACUAGAAAUGUCCAAACCUGAUUCCGAAAGGGAUUCUGGUUUCUCGGACACUAGUUCAGAGCACCUGAGUGUAGUUGAUCAGACAGACACAGAGGAUGUAGCACGCAGGAUGAAGCAAGCAGUGUCAGGUUCCAGGUCUCAGACUUCUCAGCUGGCUGUCAUUGGAGGAUCAUUCCAAAGCCUGUCACCCAUGAUCAUCAUGAAUAAUGUUCUUCUCAAACAGCCUGGUGAUAACCCUCCCUCUGUGAAACCAUGGGGCUUCAGUCCAGCUGUUGAGGUUGUUCAGCAACCCCAGGUAGUCUUCCUCCAACCAGUACUAUCGCAGAGAAAUGUUUCAGAGCCAAAAGGACCACCCUUUAAGCGUCGUAAGCACAAGAAGUAUCUCCCUAUCCUGAAAUCCUACCCCAAAAUUGCCCCCCACCCAGGGGACAGCCCACGCAGUAGCUGUACUAGCAGCAGCAGCUCCAUUGUCACUGCAUCAGUGAAGAGUUCCAGUUCAUCUUCAAGCUGUUGGGAUUCUCCUGAUAGAGACAGGCAGCAAGCUGUACAAACUAGUCCUGGAUUCCUUACUCCAAACCACAUUACACCAUCCAGGCAUCAUACAGCAUCACCGGAGCCCCAGGCUCCACUUACUGAUUCUCACACUGCCAGUUAUCCUGGUGUGGAAAAGCCUAUAGCUGAAAGGCUGGAGUCCACAACAGAACCUACAGAAAUGCAUGUCAAGACAUUACAGACCCAACCACAGGCUGCCUUGAAAGAUGACAUUUGCCAGAACAGUGACUCUGAUAGCAAUGACAAGAGGAUGCGUUUCUGCAACACCUACAAUAUUUUAAGUAAAUCAGGCCUGCUGGACAUUACACUGCGUACUAAAGAGUUGAUACGACAGAAUCGGCGCACUCAGGUAGAGCUGGAUCAACUCCGGGAGCACACAAACCUGUUUAUGGAGGCCAUACAAACAGGAGACUUGUGUAUCUGGAGCAAACUACAGAUGAGUAUGCAGGAAGAACUUGAGAAGUCUUUGAAUACUGGACCAGAGACACAAAUGGAUCAUUUGAUGUAGGACACUUGAACCAAGAAAGAUGAAACUUUUUUGAAAGUGGUUGUGCAAAUAUUACUAGUCCUUGAUCCUUUUAUUCCAUUGUGAUGGAAUGUUCCUAAAUUUGGGAACUUCCAACAUCUGCGUUAUUGUCAUCAAAGAUGAACAAUAUAUUUGAGCCCUGUGGUAACAUUGCUCCAAGCACAUGGGACAGCAGGUACAGCAGGUAGCUCACUACUCCAUGGUCCAUUGUUCAAUUAUGAGUUCCAGAGACUGUCUGUGUGGAGUUUCACACUGUACUACUUGCUGCUUACCUCCUAAAAACAUGCCUGAUAGCUGGAUUGGCUAAUUUAAAUUGCCCCAAAAUGUGAAUUAUGUGCAGUGUUAUGGCAUCCUAUCCAGGGGGCAUUCCCAUCUCACUCCAAGCAUGGCCAGGGUAGGCUCUAGAACCACUGUGACCAGGAUAGAGCAAUUACUGAAGGUUCAUUUAUAAUGAAAUAGUUAAAUAGAACCAUGACUACAGCAGGAAUGUUGUAAAAUGGAACUAAUAUGUCAGACCUUAGUAAAGUCUUUUUGUCUGUACUUAUGAAAAACCAUAUUUAUACAUCUUAUCUGCAGGCAGUUUUGAAAUGGCUUUAAUUUUUGUCUCAAUAAUAUAGCUAGAUUGUGUUGUUUACAUAGUAUUAGCAAAAUUAAGAAUGUGCUUAUGGACUGCUGAAUGCAAACCGGUAAUAUAAAAACAAGGAUACCGAUUUAAAAAAAAAACAUUCACAUAUCAGCAGGCAAAGCAGGCUGGUAUGUUAAUGCUCUGUAGAGUCAUGUGACAUUAAUAUUAGUGAUAGUACAAACAGGUAAUCAGUAGUCAGUCUUUUGUAGUGCUUUAGCUACUACAAUAUUUAUAAGAUCAGCUCAGUGCUGUAAUAAUUUUGUGCCUGUAGCAUGGACUCUUCAGAUGCAACUCUUGCAGUGUUUGCAGCAGUUCUCUGUUGUGCGUCUUUUACCUACGUUACCUAUAUACCAUAUAGAUAUAGUAGCAUUACUAGAUUUAUAAAGAUCCAAGAAAAGCGGUUUCAGAGUAUGCAUUGUUCCUCAGCCAAAAGGAAGAGCAUUAUUGCUUGAUCAGAUGGCUCUCAAGUAUCUUUUAAAUGCCCAAGGCAGAUGUGAGAGCCUCUUAAUUGAAUCCUUAAUUGUAAAACCAGUUGCCUUAAACCUCACCACUGAAAAAUACAUUUGUCAGCAUAGAUGAAAUAUACAGUUUUCAGAAUAUGUGUAUUGUGUGUCCAGUCAAACUUGUCUUUUUAAUAUUAAUACACAAUUCAGUGUCCCAAACAAUUUUUAAUGCUUUUAAUAUUGCCCCCCCAUUAUCAUAAAUUGUUCUGUAAAUUAACAUUAACCAAAAUUUCUCUGUAGCUUAUAUCUUAAGCAAAUGAUGUUAGUUUGAAAAACUUUUUUUAACGCGAUGACUAUUGCACAGGACCCUCUUCUUCAAACACAGCUUUUCUAACAUUUCUUGUCUAAACCUUCAGUUUACAGAGAUCCUGAUGAUGAAAUCUAUUAAGGUGAUGGAUUUUUAUUGUAUUUAGUCUCAGCAUCAUUACAAAAAGAUAUGAGAUCUACUUAAGGGUUUGGACAAGAUCAAAUGAUUUCUGUGUAUUACAGUAAAAGGAAUUGGUGUGAGCAGGAAGCCCAUAUACUGACAGUCUUUUUAUUUGUACAUUCAGGCAUAAUAGAAAGAAAGCUUUUCAUAGCCAGGUGGAUAUUAUCUAGGCAGUUAUCACUGAAAAUGUAGCUUGUAUCCAGAGUCUCUGUUUGGAUCCACAGUGUCUAAAGAAGGGUCUCUGAGAUUAGGUUGUGCAUAAACACUGGAUUGCAACUA
This is a messenger RNA of Tachysurus vachellii, 3387 nucleotides long. RefSeq names its product CLOCK-interacting pacemaker b (gene cipcb). The transcript has 4 exons. The record is from RefSeq and is a predicted model, not a curated record. Gene Ontology annotation, cellular component: nucleus. Gene Ontology annotation, biological process: negative regulation of DNA-templated transcription; negative regulation of circadian rhythm. Lineage: Eukaryota; Metazoa; Chordata; Actinopteri; Siluriformes; Bagridae. Bases 414 to 1535 code for a protein of 373 amino acids.